Diabrotica virgifera virgifera (western corn rootworm) is the source of this 1715-nucleotide messenger RNA. RefSeq names its product solute carrier family 25 member 35-like. The coding region runs from base 322 to 1245 and encodes 307 amino acids. The record is from RefSeq and is a predicted model, not a curated record. The transcript has 5 exons. Lineage: Eukaryota; Metazoa; Arthropoda; Insecta; Coleoptera; Chrysomelidae.
AAAGAAAGAAUACUUAGUUGUUGAAUAUGCGUGUUCCAAGUGGUACUCUUUAAACGGAAGAUUAUUACCAAAUUAUUACGUUAAUUAAAUCAUUGAUUAAUCACGAAUUUGUAUUUCGAGUCAACGUAAAUAUAUGUAUUUAUGAUAGUGACGUCAAAGAUUGCUUGCCGAUGAUAAUGAUUUUUAAGUGAAGUUCUGAUUUUGUGUAUCUAAAUAGAUAUAUAGUGUUGAAUUGUUUUAUUAUUGAAUUUUGUGUUAGGUAUUUUUUUCAUUGUUUUAUACUUGAAACAUUUCUAACCCAAUUCCUCCCUCUAAUCCAUCAUGUCCGAAUUCGUAUUAGCAGCAUCAGCCGCAAUGGGUGCGUGCAUAUUCACCAAUCCCUUGGAAGUACUCAAAACCAGAAUGCAGUUUCAGGGAGAGUUGCAGGCUAAAGGAAAACACGCAGUCCACUACAGAAACGUCUUCCAUGCCACGUAUAAUAUAGUGAAGAACGAUGGAGUUUUAGCCUUACAGAAGGGAUUAGUACCCGCGCUAUGGGUCCAGCUGUUCCUUAAUGGAAUGAGGUUGGGAGUAUACCAAGUAGCAUCCAACAAUGGCAUUUUGCACGACAAAGACGGUAACCUAAUAUUAUUCAACAGCGCCAUGGUAGCUGGCAUCGGUGGCACAAUGGGACAGAUCAUGAGCAGUCCGAUGUUUCUGAUCAAAACACAUCUUCAGACACAAGCUGUUCAAAACAUCGCAGUAGGAUAUCAACAUAAACACACAGGGACGUGGAGUGCUCUAAGAACAAUUUUCCAAAAGAAUGGAGUACGGGGUAUUUUCCAAGGAGUAACAGCAUCAAUGCCCAGAGGAUUUGUUGGUUCCACUUCGCAACUCCUGGCUUUUGACUAUUCCAAGCAGUACCUGUUACGGUACGACUAUUUCAAAGAUAAGAAAUUGUUAACAGCAUUUAUGAGCAGUAUGGUAGGAGGGGUAGCUAUCAGUUUUGCUAUGACUCCUUUCGAUCUUAUCAUGACAAGGCUAUAUAAUCAACCCACCGAUGCCAAAGGCAAAGGGACGAUGUACAAUAGUUACUUGGACUGCGUGAGGAAAAUUUACAAAACCGAAGGUGUAUCUGCAUUCUACAAAGGUGUCGGACCAAUGUACCUACGAUUAGGACCACACACUGUAUUAUGUUUAGUAUUUUGGGAUGAACUGAACCACCUCUACGCCAAAUUCAAGACUUCAGAACUGAAAAUAAACUAAGGAAGGAUUUAAACCAAAGUCAAGAAUUUAGAACUAUGAGGACACUGAUUUAAUUAAUUUUAAGAUAUGUAAAUAUAAGACAAGCUCAAAACAAUAGGGAAUAGUAUAGUUUUAAUAUUUUAAAAGAGUUUUAUAUUAUGUAUUUCCCUGUCUUCAGUAAUCUUCAGUAUUUUCCAGUCGAAGAACCACAAGGUUGCAACGUGCAGCAUGUUGCUACAGAGAAUUUGCAUACUUUUUACUUUUUUUCGAAUAUUUGACGUAAAAUAAUAUUUUUUGCAAAGCAAUUUAAACUGAUAUGUUAACAUUAUUACGAGUUCCCUUAUAGUAUUUUGCAGGAUUAUAAGCUAUUACUUAUCAUUUAACAAGCAGUAAAUUAAAUCUUUAAAGUUACUUACAGAUACAUCCAUCCAUAUUACCUAAUUUAUAUUAUUUACUGUAUUUUUAUAAAUAAAGAUAUAUUGUUGUUACAA